Messenger RNA from Dothidotthia symphoricarpi CBS 119687, 4004 nucleotides. RefSeq lists its product as uncharacterized. The record is from RefSeq and is a predicted model, not a curated record. Gene Ontology annotation, biological process: negative regulation of transcription by RNA polymerase II. Gene Ontology annotation, molecular function: DNA-binding transcription factor activity, RNA polymerase II-specific; RNA polymerase II transcription regulatory region sequence-specific DNA binding; zinc ion binding. Bases 326 to 3877 code for a protein of 1183 amino acids. The transcript has a single exon. Gene Ontology annotation, cellular component: nucleus. Lineage: Eukaryota; Fungi; Ascomycota; Dothideomycetes; Pleosporales; Dothidotthiaceae.
UGCGCCACCCGUCCAGCUUGUCCUCCAUAGGCCCCAGACGACGUCUCGAAGCUUGUCAGGAGCCUCAUGCAUGACUCAUUAUUGCACAUUCUAGAAGACAUCGCUAGCGUUCAUCAGGCAGAUAUAACUGCUCGCCACUGUCGUUUUGUGUGUCGCCUGCUCACACCACACCACACCUUUCUUUGUCUUCCAAGUUCCGCAGGCUGUACAAUUACUAAAGCCUGCAAUCUCACUUCUUUGUCAGCAAGUUCUCCCAAGAGAGCGCCGAGCAGUAAUCAUAGCUUCAACAUUGGGGAAAGGCACGACCACAUUUGAAUCACACACCAUGUCCACUGCCACAGCAGGCCAGCCCGUGGCGCCGGCUCUAAAUGACGCCGCGGAUGCCUCGCAAAGACGACGUCGCCCACGAAAUCGGAAUCGAGCCGCAAAUGGCCAAAACGAGCAGCAAGAGGAGGGGCAAGCGCAGGGACAAGCGCAGGGAGAGCAGUCACAGAGAGGCGGUCGAAGCGGACGGGGGCGUGGAAGGGGUCGAGGAGGCCACAGUGACCCUGCAAGACCUGCAGGGCCUGAGCCAUCAGCCGCACCACAGACAGUUCCUACAGAGGAGCCUACGCAUCGAGGUGGUAGAGGUGGACGAGGUCGAGGGAGGGGGCGGGGAGACUUCCAGAACACCAGGUUUCCGCAGAGAUUUGCUGCUGGUGGGCGUCAGUUUGGUGGACACUUGACAGUUGAAGAAGAUGCGGCGUCAAACACCUCUGCUCAAGAUUCGACAGGACUACAAGCAGACGCCCAUACCUUCCAACCAGGCCAACCCAUCAUCCCCCGCAAAUCACGACCGCCUCGCGAGAAGAAACCUCAAGCCCCGAAAUCAACCGCGGCUGAUAUCGCAACAAGAACGCACGAAGACAUCGACAACGGCCACUACGAGUGUGCGAUCUGCACAGAGGAGGUUCGGCGCCAUUCACGAGGCUGGUCCUGCAGAACGUGCUGGACAGUCUUCCACCUGAGCUGCAUCAAAAAGUGGUCGACCAACGAGGGAUCAGCGGCUGCUCGACAGCAGGCCCAGGACGGCGAGAUGCCACCACCUCGACAGUGGCGUUGUCCUGGGUGCAACCUGCCAAAAGACGUCUUACCCAAGACGUUCAACUGCUGGUGUGAGAAAGAACAGGAUCCAAAGCCACUGCCAGGGCUCCCACCUUAUUCGUGCGGUCAGACGUGCGCUCGUCCUCGCCUUCUACCGAAGAAAUGCCCUCACCGGUGCCCGUCGACCUGUCAUGCGGGUCCAUGUCCGCCUUGCAGCAUGAUGGGCCCUACCCAGAACUGUUUCUGUUCCAAGAAGUCCAUCACCCGACGUUGCGUGGAUACCGACUACGAACAUGGGUGGAGCUGUGGCGAAGUCUGCGGUGAACUGAUGCCAUGUGGAGAGCAUCGCUGUCCGCGACCAUGCCACGAAGGACCCUGUGGAACCUGCGAAGUGCGCGUUCCGGCUCGAUGCUACUGUGGCCAGACACAGAAGGAUAUACUUUGCCGCGAUCGAGCUGAAGAGAAGCACAGCCGUCAAUCCCAUGUUGCUGAAGACGGCACAGCGACGGUCGAGCAGUGGACAGGCGUUUUUGAAUGCCCCAACCCAUGCGGUCGUUUGUUUGACUGCCGUAAGCACGCUUGUGAGAAGUCGUGUCAUCAGCAGAAUGCCGAAUCGCCCCAUUGUCCGCGGUCUCCCGACAUUGUCACCCACUGUCCAUGCGGCAAGACACCUCUUAGCCAAAUCACAAGCGUCGUUCGCCAAAAGUGUGAAGAUCCCAUACCAAACUGCACCAAGGCUUGUGCGAACACUCUUGCCUGUGGUCACCAGUGCGAGCAGCCAUGCCACCAAGGAGAAUGUCUAGCCUGUUUGAAACGAGUGACCAUCUCCUGCAGGUGUGGACGUACCACCUCGAAUACCGUUUGCCAUCAAGGAACUGAGGAGGCCCCACAAUGUAUGCGCGUUUGCCGAGUUUCUCUUAACUGUGGACGACACGAGUGUGGCGAACAUUGUUGCCCAGGUGAGCGAAAGGCCGCCGAACGACAAGCAAACCGACGCAAACCAAGACCUCUCGAUUCUGCCCCCCAACGAGCUGGUGAUAACUUCGAGGCUGAGCAUAUCUGCACCCGCAGCUGUGGCCGCCAGCUCAAAUGUGGUAACCCUGAGCACCGUUGUCAAGAGCUCUGCCAUAAAGGACCAUGUGGGACAUGUCGAGAUGCUAUAUUUGACGAACUUAGCUGUAAUUGUGGACGAACAGUUCUACAGCCUCCGUUACCUUGCGGUACCAAGCCUCCACCCUGUCGAUUUCCGUGUGAGCGACCCAAGGAUUGUGGACAUCCGCAAAUGCCACACACAUGCCAUGGCGACAAUGAAGAUUGCCCCAAAUGCCCAUACCUGACGACAAAGCCUUGUUUGUGUGGCAAGAAUGUCCUCAAGAAUCAACCGUGUUGGCUCAACGACGUCCGUUGUGGACAAGUUUGCGGACGGACACUCAAGUGCGGUGCUCACAAAUGCCAGAAGCAAUGUCAUCGAUCUGGAGAAUGCGAAGAGCCUUGCAAGCAACCUUGCGGCAAAGAACUUAGUACUUGUGGCCAUUCUUGCAUGGCUCCUUGCCAUUUCCCUUCAGCUUGCAAGGAGGAAAAGCCAUGUCAGCACAAGAUUUUCGUCACGUGUGAAUGCCAGAGGAUCAAACAAGAGGCAAAAUGUAAUGCUUCAAAGCUGGGAGAAGGAAACAACAAGAAGACGUUGAAAUGUGACGAAGAGUGUGCCCGUCUUGAGCGAAACCGUAAGCUGGCAUUAGCACUCAACGUUGAUCCAGAGCACCAGGACGAGCAUAUUCCAUACUCGGCUGCUACUUUGAACAUGUACCAGGAGAAUUCAACCUGGGCAGCCGCACAAGAGAAGCAACUUCGGCUCUUUGCCGCCGAUGCAGAACUCAAGCGACUCAGGUUCAAGCCAAUGCCUAGACAGCAGCGGAAGUUCAUUCAUCACCUUGCAGAAGAUUUCGGAUUUGACUCGGAGAGCAUGGAUCCAGAGCCUCAUCGACACGUUGCAAUCUUCAAGACGCCCAAGUUCGUCAUGGCGCCGAUGAAAACACUGGCGGAAUGCGCCAGAACUCGCCAAGUACACCGUGCUGCACCUGCACCGACGACAACCAAUGCUCCUCUCCGUCCGAAACCGAGUAACACAAGCGGUGACCCAUACAAUGCAUUUCUCAUCAUGAACCCACGGUUCGCUCUUACCGUUGAGGAAGUCGCCGCGGUUAUCAAGAACGUACUUCCGAAGACAACUUUUCGAUUAGAGUUGGAGGUUAGCUUUCUCCCAAGCGAAGCGGUCGCAUUGAAAGCACCUCUAGCGGCUCGCGUCAAUAUCCAGGAGCGCGAGAUGGAGACGAUGCUGGAGUCCAUCAAGACACCCUUAUCAGAAGCCAUCGAGUCUCAGAAGAUUGGAAAACUCCAGCUGGCUCGUCUCGAUUCAUCGCUUAAUGUACUUCGGAAGGAGUCUGACAUUGGUCCUGGGUCUGGCUGGAGCCAGGUUGCAGCCGCCAAGGGAGCUCCAGUCCGUAGAGUGGAGAGAGGAACGACAUUCGGCAACAAAGGCGGCUUUGCUGUGCUCAGUCUGAGCAGCACAAAGAAGAAGAAGAAGCCUGUCGAAGUAGUGGAGGAUUGGGAAGCAGCCGAAGAAGAGGAAGAACAGAAGGAGAAACUGAGCGGUGCCAACAGUGGCGUAACUAGUGAGGACGAGGGUUUACUUUCCCGACCUCGUAGUACGGUUGCUGUGGAGGGCUCUUCUGAUGAAGCUCCUGUCACUACUGAACGGAUCCAGGGGCGCUGGGCAGAUUUGGAGGACGAGUGAUCCUGUAUGCUGCUCAAUUGUUAGUUGCGCAGGUAGCUUAGGCUUAUGCUUUGCUCGGUUUCCUGAUGUCCUCAGAUUAUGGGAUAAUACAAUAGCUUGCAUCCUACUGGUUAUGUCCCAUUACCUU